Messenger RNA from Macadamia integrifolia, 2241 nucleotides. RefSeq lists its product as uncharacterized. The record is from RefSeq and is a predicted model, not a curated record. The transcript is spliced from 5 exons. Gene Ontology annotation, biological process: meiotic sister chromatid cohesion, centromeric; mitotic spindle assembly checkpoint signaling. Bases 71 to 1912 code for a protein of 613 amino acids. NCBI's taxonomy places the organism in Eukaryota, Viridiplantae, Streptophyta, Magnoliopsida, Proteales, Proteaceae. Gene Ontology annotation, molecular function: protein kinase activity.
CUUCGCCGAGUAUGGAACUCUGUGUCUGUCUGUGUUAUUAUUGUUGCUUCCAGAGAAACGGGAAGAGAAAAUGGCGGACGGGCUUCACAAUGAACUCUUCUUUUCCUUGAUAUCUGACAUUAAGUCCUACAGUGGGAAAGACCCUCUUCUCCCAUGGCUCCGAGGAGUUCGAAAGAUGAAGGAAUCUCUCCCUCCUCAGCUUCUCAAGUGUAAGCUCCCGCGAUUCCUACAGAAAUGCGCUCAAACAUUCGAGGCUGAUCACUGUUACCGGAAUGACUUGCGAUAUCUCAGUGUUUGGGUACAACUGUUGGAUUUUGUGGAUGAUCCUCGGGCACUUUUGAAGACGAUGGAGGCGAAUCGGAUUGGAACAAAGCUGGCCCUAUUUUAUCAAGCCUAUGCUCUGCACUAUGAGAAACACAAGAAAUUUGAGGAUGCAGACAAGAUGUACAGUUUGGGGGUGCAGAACCUCGCAGAGCCUGCUACUGAGUUGCAGAAGUUGUAUGAGCAAUUCCUUCAUCGUAUGGAGCUUUACAAGAAAAGGAAAAUCAGGGAAGGAAGAACUGCCUUGAGGCCCCUGGCUGCCAGGACCGUCCCUGCUCACUCCGGAGAGAAUGAACAAACCAAAGAAGAGAAUAGGAAAUUAGGAGCAUGCUCUGGGACUCCAUUACUCGAAACAGAAAAUAGCAGUAAAAAUUCUCAGAGAAAGAAGGUAGUAGAAGAAAGCUCUCCUGAUAUGAUGAGGAUAAAAUCAGAUUCCGAGGCUCACCUUCACCAUAGCCAUAUCGAGGUUUUAGUAGACUGCUGUGAUACUGGAAUAUCCUAUGAUUUUUCUCCAAAGAAGGAAGUCAUGGGAACUGUAGGCCCCAAAAGCUCCUUCAAGCAUCAAGAGUCCAAUUAUGUGGAAUCAGAUAAAUCAAGCAGAGUUUACAUUGAAGACGCAUUUGUGGUGAAGUUUGUAGAUACUGCAAUAGUUGGAAAGUCCGAACCUGAAGAUGCCUGCCAUCGUGGUUUGGUAGAUCCAACAGUCAACAUGAAGGAAGCUAUGAGGGCCUUUAAUUGCAUGUUUCAGGAGCCUUUAGAACCAGAACCAGUGGGUUGGAGAAGAUCACAUAGAACCCAACCCAGAUUAAAUCAGGCUGUUAGCAAUGGAUUUGAGCUGUUUAUUGAUGAAGGCUUGGAUAAUGGGGUUGUAUUAUUUGAUCAGAGAGUGGAAAAGGAUUGUUCACUUCUGUUUGACUCUGUGCAUCCUGCAAAUCCUACAUCACCAGAGAAAAACAGGAGAUUUGAAACAACGAAGCCUGUUCAAAAACCCUUCGAAAUAUUUGUUGAUGAUGAGUGUGAUGUUGAGGGUGGUGACAACAAACACGGGAACAAUAAUUUAGCACACCAUGCCGCCCAGCAACCUUCUGGAAAUACCAUGUUACCUGCUCCAUGUGUAAAUGCAUUUCUAUUUCCAUGUCCAAAGGAUCCCUCAUCCAAUGGCUCUGGUAAUCAGGACAUAGGUACCUCUACCAGCUUGAAAUUCCAGAAGGAUACAGUUGUUUGUAGGUUUGUGGGGUCUAUUUUGGAUGAGCCAGAGGUGGAGAACACGUGCCAUCAUGGAUUAAUAGAACCUACAAUCAACUUGAAGGAGGCUAUGGAUGACAUAAACAGCAUGUUUGGAAAACCUUUUCAUUUUGUGAAGUUCAACAGACCAAAGCAGCAAUGUAAAGUAUCAGAUGGCAAUAAGGGGGACCACAGUGGGUUUUUCAUUCUAUCUGAUGAGGAUGUAGAAGAUCAACCAAAAGUGAUAGCUCCAUUGAGUUCACCUAGCAAACUGGGCAGGGAAUUUGAUUUAUUUGAGCCAACUGCUGUUACAAAGGAGGCCAUGUUUGAGAUAAGUGAGAUGUUUGGCAAGCCACUGGAUUUUUAGGAAGAUGUGUUAACUUAAUUGCUUGUUCAAAGCAGGUAGAGCCUUCCUUCUAGGAAGAAAGAAGGCCUGCUUACUAUAGCAUCUACUCUUUCCCUUUUACCAGAAAUCGUGAAGGGUGGGCACUUGACUUUACAGGGGAGGAAUUUUUUUUUCAUCCCUCUUUGUUGCAAGGCUAUCUAAGUUUUUCCUAGAACCUUGUUAAUGAUUUCAGUAACUGGGUAAAAUUGAGGAAUUGUAUAUGGUUUUUGAUUUACUGUGUCAAAUUUGUGGGAUUUAUGGACAUAAGGGAGCUGAGGAUCUAAGACACUGGCAUUGCUGAUUUACUUUCA